Mizuhopecten yessoensis (Yesso scallop) is the source of this 9409-nucleotide messenger RNA. Its product is annotated as CTD nuclear envelope phosphatase 1-like. The transcript has 7 exons. The coding region runs from base 143 to 871 and encodes 242 amino acids. Gene Ontology annotation, molecular function: protein serine/threonine phosphatase activity. Lineage: Eukaryota; Metazoa; Mollusca; Bivalvia; Pectinida; Pectinidae. The record is from RefSeq and is a predicted model, not a curated record.
GAGAAUUGUGGGAAUUCAAUGGCGCCUUGCAGAUAAAAGGCAAGUUGACAGUUACCUGCAACUUGUUGUUUAUUUACAUAAUUAAAGACUCUAGAGGACAAAAUAAGUGAACUACAAGGUCUUUAUAAAAUCAUCUACACUCAUGAUCAAGUACUUUGUUAUGGGAUUACGCGGUUUCUUUUUGCUGGCUGCUAAAAUCUGGAGUUUCGUUUGCUAUUGCUUCAAAAGACAGGCCAGGACGGUUAUACAACAUCAAACAGUUAGAUAUGAAGUUAUACCUCUAUCACCACUAUCCAAGCAUAGGCUUAGUAUGCUUAAGAGGAAGACAUUAGUACUUGAUCUAGAUGAAACACUGAUACAUUCUCAUCAUGAUGGCGUGUUAAAGCCGACAGUUAAACCUGGAACCCCACCCGAUUUUGUCCUUAAAGUUAAUAUUGACCGACAUCCUGUACGAUUUUUUGUACACAAGAGACCACAUGUGGAUUAUUUCUUAGAAAUUGUAAGUCAAUGGUAUGACCUAGUGGUGUUUACAGCCAGUAUGGAAAUCUACGGAGCAGCUGUGGCGGAUAAACUGGACAAUAAUAAAGGCAUACUGCGGCGCAGGUAUUAUAGGCAGCACUGUCAUUUAGCAGAAGGCAGCUACACCAAGGAUUUAUGUGAUAUCUGCAGUGACCUUUCCAGUAUAUUUAUACUUGACAAUUCACCAGUGGCAUAUAGAAAUUAUCAAGAUAACGCUAUCCCUAUACGGUCAUGGUUCAGUGACCCUACAGACACCGCUCUUCUCUGUUUGCUACCAAUGCUGGAUGCGUUGAGGUUUUGUAACGAUGUGCGAUCAGUGCUUAGUAGAAACUUGCAUCUACAUCGGACAUAGCCCAGCUGGAAUGCAAUCAUCUUUGUGGACAUCUUGUCAUCUUCACUGUAAUAUAGAGCCUUGUAUGAUCAUACUUAUACCAUACACACACGCACGUACACCCUACAUAUCAGCCCCCUAUAUACAUAGUCUAUCCCCUAAACACCUCACCUCCUUACAUAUCAAAUCUAUUGACAAUGUAUACACCUAUAUCCCUCCCCAAAACUAAAUUCUCCUUCUCCUUCCCCUUACAACAUCAUCCUAUACCUAAUACCUACCAUUCUAUCUCUUGUGACUUUUUCUUAAUUACAUACACCAGAUAUCCUUCCUGUCCAUCAUUCAACAUUUUACCGCAGACUUGGUUGAGAUUGGCGUUUCGGAAAGCAUGUAUGACUUCACAACACAUGUGGUUUAUAUGUGUUUUGCUGCAGGGCAUUGCUGGAAAAACCAUGGUUAUAAUUAUUUUCAAAACACAAUUUGAUUUUCAAAUAUGACACAUGACUAGCUAGAUGCUAUUCUACAAUUCGGCUGAUCUACAAUAUAGCCAACAGAACAGAUGUGUCUGAAAAACUUGUCCUUAAAGCUAGCUGUACCGUAUGCAUGUGUCAAAGGUUGUGUUAUCAGGGAAUUUUCAUACAUAUAAAUUUUCAACCUGUUUGAAGCUUUCAAUGAUCUCCUAGUGUAGUGUCAAUGGCUUUUAGAUAUAUAUCACGGAUUUAGUUCACGUAGAUAUUUAAAAGAAUUUGUGGCAUAAAUUUUCCUAAGUAGGAGUAGAAACAUUGGUAUGUGUAGGUUUGUCAUACUCCUUGACUGAUAAUUUGCAUACGUAGCUGAGAUUACAGGGUACGGUGUAUACCCCUUGUCACAGUCACAGCACUGUGUCGGGUGUACUUCAGGGUUACAACAUUAUAGACGUCCUUUUCUCUAUCUUCAAAAUCCAAGAAGCUGCUCUGGAAAUACACAUUUUCUAAAACCCUUGGGAUAUGUCACAACAAAAUCGAAGGCUCUUCAUAUGACACCUUGUUGAUGAGACAAUAGACUUAGUCUGAUUUCUUUGGGGUACAUGAUAGAAAUUUUACGGCUGUGUAGCGGGGAAAUUGACAGGUAUUGAAGGUAGGUGUGCCUCUUCUGUAAUCCUCAGAAAACAGGUAUCGGCUAGUAAUUGGUCAGGUUUGUAUACCUGAAUCGAUAAAAAAGCUGCGUCCUGGGGUGCAGAGGGAAGAUAUGUGUAUGAAAAGUAGAACUAUUUGAUUUCUAAGAUGCCUUUUCUAGUUUUGACUAGUACUCCCUGUUUGUGCCCGUUGACAUCUUAAGAAUAAUCUCUUUGCUGUACAACAUUCAUGAAUGAUUGUAAGGAUUACAUUCUAUCUACAACAUAAUCAUUUCUGCAAGUUUGCUUAGAAUUCGACUAUCUUAUCUUUUUUUCAGUAUAUAAAGCAUCAAGAUUUAUUUGCUAACAGAAUUGGUCACAUAAUAAUUGAGGAAAAAAAUCAGACACCAAUGAAAAUUAUUGAUAUUAAUUUCUAAAACAACUACUCUGUCAUAUGUUCUACCUCAUCAAAACACCUCAAAUUAUCUCCCUUUGUUGUACCUACACUUGUGUGGUUCACAGAUCCAGAGGAAAGUCCAGCAUUUAUUUCAAAGGCAAGGUAUUAAUGUCCACUGUUAAUAUCAAAGUUGUUGUAGCUUACUUUUGAACACUUUCAGCAUUUUGUGCAUGUGGGCUUAAUGAACUAAGUACAAUGUGUGAUGGUCAAAAAUGGCAGUGAAUUAUGACCGUUAUGAAUAAUGAAUUCACUCAUUCACCCCUGAAGAUGCAUUUGAACUCUUCCAAUUCAAAGGUUGGAAUAGUUCAUUAUUAAACUUCAGGGGUGAAUGAUUUAAGUGUUGGUGUUUAUUCUGUAUCUUAUACUUCCUUUUGCCUGUGAUUAUGAUGAGUUGAAUGUAAGUAGUGAAUUUGAUGUUUCUAAAAUUGCAAAUUGAAUGGUUUUGAACAAUUGUGUGCAAAUGCAUUUUUUUUGGUCAAGUAUAAUCUCCUUAAAAGAAUUCACCUGUAAAAUAUCUUUAUGGUUUAUAAAUGUUUGGAAUUAGUAGAUUGUAUAUUUUUUUUUAAACAUACACAGGAAUGCAUACAUUGAUAAAUCUGUGAUAUUUCUGAAGUGACAAGGUUUUAGGUGAGGAUACCGAUAACUACACCGGUCACAUCUAACAUUUAAAGUAGACAAUUUCUCACACCUUAGCCAGGGAUAUCCCAUGUUUUACGCCAUGCUAGAUGUUAUGAUAUCAUCCGAUCUGUGAAACACCUUUACGUGUUUAUGUAUGGCACCAAAUAUCAAAUGUCAAUGUAAUCAUUCUCGCACUUAAACAGAUUAAUAACCUAUAUUUGAAAUAUUCUGUAAUGGCGUUCAGUAUAUUGCCUUUGGUGUUAUUUAAUUCGCAAUAUAACAUACAUACGAUAAUCUACAUCAUGAAACAAGUGCAGAUGCCAUUUUAAAUUGAGGCCCCAGAUGGGAUAAUUGUAAACCACGUUAAAAUUAAAAUGGACUAAUAAGGAGGUACGAGAAAAAAAUCAAUUGCCUGUAACUGAGAGAGAUUAAGGCUCAGAUUCUGUAACAUCCCAACCUAGGCUUGCCUGUAGAUUAGGACUUUGUAAUUUAAACUUAACCCUUGACUGAAAUAACCUAAUCUCACUCAGUUACAGGGUAUAGGUCCUACUGUUCUGUUUGAGGGGUUUAGUACUGUUAACGUCAAGGCUGUAGGGGGAUUGUCUCUGCAGAGUUUUUGCAACUAUACCAGGGAUGUAAUUAGGGAUUCGAAAAAAGGUGGAGUUCUGAUGAAAAGGUAGCAACCUACCUAACCUCCAUAGAAAAUCAGUAUUAUUUAAUAUUUCAAAUCAAAUCAAAGUCUUUUAAAUAAAAGAAAAAAUUGAGGAAACAAAAUCUUUGAUAAAUAAUUGCAUCCCUGAUAUACCUGCUAUUUUAUGUCAAACAAGUGUUAAGAUAUAUAGUUUAUAGAUUAAGUGUAAUAGGCUUGACUAUUGAAUACAGAAUGACAAAGUCAUCUGUUAGAUAGGUGUGCAUUAUUGGUGCGAAAUUUGUGUAAUACAGGGGAAAGUGCUAUGGGAAUUACUGUAAUAAGGAAUGUUAUCACACAGAAAAACCGGCAACUUAUUUAAACAUAAAAUUUAAGAUCAAAAUUAAUUUCUGUUAAAAUUCACAUUUCAGAUAAAGAUUUUUUUCACUUAUAUUAAUUUCUAAAAAAAAUACGUAAAAAUAUGUGUGCAAUAUUAAAUUUGUUUGUCUCAGUAACUACAAGGGGAGUAAAUUAAAUUAAUAACAAGAAUGGUACAAACAAAUUCAAUCAAUCUGUAGCAUAAACCAGACUUGAAUAACAAGAAUAUACACUAAACUGAUUCAUCAACUCCUUUAUAUUUGAAAUAUAUAUAUAUAACCUUGACCUUGAUUCAAGGUCAUCGUUCCAACAAGCAAGUGAAGGCUGUGUGGUGUACAAGAUGAUGAAUAUACAAGUUUCCAUUUUUUUGUAUAGAUGGGUAAAUUGUUAUGUAUAUACUGUGUGCUCCAGACUCCAAUGGAGUGCUUUAUUAGCAUUGAAAUAUAUAACAACUUUGUUGAUUUUGUUGAUUGAGUGUGAAAUGUAAAAAGCAUUAUUCAAUAUUUUACGGUUAUUUUGCUAUUAUUUUUUUCAGUGAUAUGAGUUGGGACUGCUUUCUGUCUGAAUAUAUCCAUUGGUCGAAACUGAGGUGUAUACCGCAUAGAGACACAAUUGUUCGUCAGAUAUCAGAAUUCUAUAUAUUUUCGUGUUACUGUUUAUUUUGCAGGGUGCCUGUUUGUUUUGUUAGGUUUUACAAGUGUUCGUAGGUUUCUGAAAACAUUGCUCCAUCCAGCAACACACCUUUGAUAGUCGAUGUUUGGUUAAGGACUUGCGGAAUUUCUUAUCCAUAUUGUGAUAUACAAAAUCUCUCGGUUGAAAAGUGAUCAUGUAUUAAUAGACAAUAAAGGAUAUACAAUUCUUAUGCUUGUUACCUGAGAGAGUAACAAGAAGAUUCUGAAUGUUAGAUUUUAGGACUUCCACUAUUCUGCAAAAAAAUAUUAACCAUCAGGAAAGAAUUUUGAAGUUAAGCACUCUGCAAUUCGCAAACCUUGUGCUAAACUUCACAAAUCUUCCCUCUGGUUGACAUUUCACUGUAAACAUCACCCAUGAGUGAUAAAGUAUUGAAAAAUCUCAACCCUCGGGAAAGAAUUUUGAAGUUAAGCACUCUGCAAUUCGCAAACCUUGUGCUAAACUUCACAAACCUUCCCUCUGGUUGACAUUUCACUAUAAACAUCACCCAGGAGUGAUAAAGUGUUAUUCUCUGGGAUAAAAGGAUAUUAAUUUAUAAAGUUCUGUAACAAGAAUGAGCAUGAUAUGAUUUUCAAAAAUAGACCUAAGUUGAGGUGAAUAUGUGGUUAUGUGUACCUGAGAAAGCGAUAAUGCUGUUUCCGAAAAAGUAACAGAGUCAAUAUUACAAAUCAGCAACCUGCACAUGAUUAUGAUCAACCAAUGAGGUUGUAGGGAAAAUGUGUGACAUCUAAUAAUCACUUUUAUGUCUCUAACUUUAAUUUGUUAAUGGGGAGGUCACACAGGAAUGGUGUAUUUCUGGAUGGAGCCAAUUACAUUUUAAACGGAGUGUUUAUCUUCCUUUCAGUAUAAUCACUGUCAUUGUAUUUUGAAUCUUUGGUUUUGAUAUGUUGUGUAACAUCAGAUUAAAAGGUUUAUGUCACAAUAAUCAUAAUUCAUAUUACAUCCAGUCCAAGCUGGUCUGGAAUAAGGGGGAUUGAUAGUAUAACGGUACACAGAUGGUACUUACUAGCACAACAAUUUUUAUUUUAUAAAAUUCUCUUUCAUAGUAUUAUCUUACUAGGUAUUGCUUGACUUUAUUUCCAUGUGAAAGUUAGAAAGCUUGCAUUUUGAGGAUACUUUAAAUACUAAAAGUUGUAGUUGUAUAUGUUUACAUGGUAGAUGUCAAAGGAUAAUGUAUGCAAAGCAUGAAAAAGGAGUUGUUUCUGUUCCCUGGUCAACUGGGGGUUCAUAUUAGAGAACUUAAGGUUUCUAUGUUGACCAUUGGGGUCUUAUGAUGAACUACAACACUUAUAAACUAUAGGCUCUAGAGAUGAACAUUGGCUCAUAGUGAACUUAAGGUUUCUAUGUUGACCAUUGGGGUCUAAUGAUGAACAACAACACUCAUAAACUAUAGGUCAUAGAGAUGAACAUUGGCUCAUAGUGAACUUAAGGUUUCUAUUAACCUUUGGGGUCUAAUGAUGAACAACAACUCUAAUAAACUAGAGGCUCUAGAGAUGAACAUUGGCUCAUAGUGAACUUAAGGUUUCUAUGUUGACCAUUGGGGUCUUAUGAUGAACUACAACACUUAUAAACUAUAGGCUCUAGAGAUGAACAUUGGCUCAUAGUGAACUUUAGGCUGUUACUGUGACAACUUUAAUAACAACACAACUACAGCUGUCAGGCAACUAAUUAGGCUAAAUGAGUUUCAAGGUCAUUAAAAUUGUUACCUCAUUAACCCUCAUUAAUCCUAAUAGUUGCUUUUUUUUUUAAAAUUACUUGAGUGUCUGGCCUGUGUUUCUGUGUUUAACCAGACAAUCUGUUCCACUGAUGAGUGAUCUAAUCCUCUGUCCCUCUAUAUGUGAUUCACUUGUCUGUUAUUCAAUGAAUACCUAGGUUGAAAUUCAAAAAUAAAUCAAACCUUUUCUUGAUCUCUUGAUUAUCUAGUCAAAUUCCAAUUAUUACGACUAUAUAAAAAAUGAUAUUAACAGCAUAUAUUGGACUGUAGUUCUUUGUAUUGAUAUAUAACAUUUCUGUGGUUAUGUAGAUAUAUUAAUAUAAAAUUCUGUGGGGAGGGAGGACUAUUGUACAAGGUAUAUUGGUCAUACUUAACAUAUGUACCGAUCAAAUAUCUAGGUCUGAGACCAUCUCUUUUCAUGAAGAAAAUUACUUGAGCUUGGAGCUAUAAGAUUUAUACACAAAGUGACAAUGAAUUGUUAAGACUGUAAAAUACAAAUUACUCCCACAUUGAAAGCACUAUCAAACGAGGCAGCUUUAGAUAGCAGUGAAUUUUCAGAGGGGGUGACUGUUCCCAUGUAUAUUGAAUUAUUUACCUUUGUCUCAAUUGAAGUAUUAUAGAAAAAUUAAGUUGUCAAAAAAUAUUAUUGCCAUAAUUUUGUCAAGUAUCUGAAAAAGCAACGAUUACUUAUCAAGAAUUUAUUUUAGUCGGACAGUAUUUACUGUAACUGUUUUGAUACAUUUAGAGACGAACCCUAGUAUCAAGGUCAAAUUGGGAAAUAAACUUAAUACCCUUUUUAGAACUGUUUAGGCUUAUCUGUGGUAAAAUAGGUGUAUAUGUAUACCCUUUGCUGAUUAUGUAAGCAUAUAAAUAUAGUGAGUACAAUUGUAAUAAUUUUCUUUCCAUCCUAUAACCUACCUGUUGUUGUUGUGGCUUACCUGUCCAUACAUACUCGUUUUUGUACGUGUUCGGUGCUGUACAAUUGUGUCCUAGCCCUACCUUACUAUAACCCAUUGUUGUAUGUGUGCAGUAUUGUAUAUGUGACUCAGUAUAUAUACUAAUUAUCUCAUACCCAGAUGUGUAGUGUUACUAUUUGAUAGUCAGGGGAGGAGAUAGCAACAUGUUUAGGAUUCAACAUAUUGUUUUAAACCUCUCAGUCACUCCUCUGAAUAUUCUUUAAAUUAGCUUGAUGUAAAGCUUCAUAUAUUUACAAAGAAACACUUGCAAUGAUACCUAUGAGAAGAAGCAUAAAUUCUCUUUUUAAAAGAGAAAUCUGCAGCUACUUUUUUUUGUUGCAGUUCUUUUAGUUCAAAAUCCCUUCGACAGUUUUCCUGAUUAAGAAAUAUCUUACUGUAUAAAAUGAAAUGUUUGAAAGUAUUUUCUUUCAUGGUUUGAAGCUAUUUAGGUAGUUUCACAGUAAAAACUUUCAUGGAUACCACAUAUAAAUAUUCAGUAAACCACAUCAAUCAAAUUCGCUGUAUUCAUUUUUGUGGUUCAUAGCAUCCAUGAAAACCAAGGUUUAUACACAACAAACAUUUCAUGUUAUACAGUACCUUACGACUUUUGUACUGUACCGGUGUAGUAAUGUUAGUGUUCUGAACCAUUAGUAAACUCCUGUUAACACAGCAGACUUUGAGCUGUAUGGUAAUUAUAUUGUAUUCCCAGGUACAGUGUUUAUGUACGGUAUGUUCCCAGUAGACGGCACAUUAUUGAUAGUGACUACACCCAACUUUAGGUAGUAAUGUAGUAGUAUUGGUGACAAUACUCUACUGUUAUAUUGUGGACUCCUGUUUCCAUUAGCUUUCGGUCUGCAUAAGAUCAGGAAUUUGUUUCCUAUCUGGAUUCUAUAUUUUGAAAGUCUGGUCUUCAACAUUUUGUACAUAUAAUUCUGUAAUUAAGAUUUCCUCGAUUCAAAUAAUGUAAACAUUUCUCUAUAAGGUAUUUCUAUAAAUCGGGAGUCCUUGUAUUAGCUGUAGUAAGUGUAUUACAUGUAGACAGGAAGACGGUGGCUAUGCCAUUUAGAGCAUAUAUUCCAUUUCAUGUCAGAUUUUUAUAUCGCCAUCAAAUAUCAUUGUAGCUUAGAUUAUAAUUUUUGUUGUCAUUGCCUGUAAUGAUUAAUGUCAUAAAUGCUAUUGUAUCAGUCACCAUCAAAAGCUUCACUCCCUUCUCGUUAUGAACUUGACUCAGUUAGGAGAGUCUAAAGCAUAACAUAAGGGUGAGAAGGAACAUUAUCAUGUUUAUGAUACUAACUUUCACACCCCUGUGAAGAUAUUGAGCUGGUCCGUAAAAUUGGGGGGUGAAGUUUUAUUUUUAUUUUCUUGACACAUCACCAAUCAAGUUACAAAGGCUGGUCCAGAUUAUUAUAAAACAUAUUUUCACUCAUCAAAAUUCUCACACUCUUUAAAAUAAACUACCUUGCCCCCACACCAAUUGUUGAACUCACCUACGUAUUCAUUACUGCUUACUGUAAACUUAUUCAAAGGCAAAAAGGGUAAAAAUAGAACGGAGGUGAAAACAUUCAACUUCACAGCUUCAUGGUUACAGAAUAUCAUACUUGCCUCUAUAGACAUUUUACCCACUGUAUAUUGUACAUAUUUUCUAAAAUAAGAGAUGGGAUGUAAAAUAUAUCGGAAAAUUUUCCAGUUUUCGUUUUUACACGAUGCAAUUUUGCGUUGUAUAUAUAAAAUAUAUUGGAACCUUCUCAUGAUGGGUCAAAAGAAAAUGUGCCUUUUAGGGAUAGAGAUACAUUGUAAUGUGACCUUUAGGGAUAGAGAUACAUUGUAAUGUGACCUUUAGGGAUAGAGAUACAUUGUAAUGUGACCUUUAUGUUAAGGCUGGACCAGAUCAGUCAGAGACAUGGGGGUGAGAAAGUUACCAUCAAUUGUUACCUGGACAACCGUGGUGAAACGGCAGUCAGCAUCACUGUUUGUUAUUAGACUAUAUGAAUAAAUCUUAUCUGCUCAGGAAACGGGCAGAGAAAUCAG